Molecule: messenger RNA, 355 nt
Organism: Ceutorhynchus assimilis (cabbage seed weevil)
Lineage: Eukaryota; Metazoa; Arthropoda; Insecta; Coleoptera; Curculionidae
Source: the annotation of a GenBank genome assembly
UCCUUAUAAUUUUGUAAACCUUUUAAAAAUGUCCACCAAAUUAUUGUUUCUGCUUUUUUUAAGCUGUUUGAUGAUUAAUUUUGCCACUUGUCAUCCACGUUACUAUUCAAGUGAAGAGAGCAACUCGCCAUCUAAUGAAAAUAACGAGCCCGAAUAUGGACCGAGAGAAUCUGAAUCUGGCACUAUGAAUAUUCUCGAAUUUCUUACUAAAAUAGCUCAAGUGCUAGUUCCUGCUGGGGUUUGGAAGUGAUUGUAACUAAAAAAACGGAUCAUGGGGCCCGGAUUGAUUCGAUAUUUUUUUGGCUGAUAAUAAAUUAGGAAAAUUAGUAAAUGAUAAGAAUUAUAAAUUAUUGUU